Messenger RNA from Caenorhabditis bovis, 2730 nucleotides. The record is from the annotation of a GenBank genome assembly. Lineage: Eukaryota; Metazoa; Nematoda; Chromadorea; Rhabditida; Rhabditidae.
AUGGCUUACAAUCCGUACAAUGGUUCAUGCUCAUACCCACAACAAUAUCCAUCGCCAUACGUUCCACCACCACCACCAGCGGUGAUCCCAGUCGCACCAGUUGCGCCAAUCGUCACACCAGCCUACUAUCCGCCACCACAGCCAGUAAUCACCGGACCGCCAGUUGUUAUUGUAAUCAAUCCUUUGUUCUUAUUAGAACAAAGGGCUCUAUCGGGAAGCCCUCUAUACGAAGACAUGAUCACUCCAGAGUCAAAGUUUUCGGGCGAAGCCUUGGAAAUGAAGGAUGUGCGGACAGUUUUUGUUGGAGGCACAGAAGAUGACCAACAACGAUCUAAUAGAGUGCUAUUGUUGCUGGGUCCAUCAAGCUCCGGAAAAUCCGAUUUGAUCGAUUUUUUCUGCAACUAUUUUUAUGGCACUGACCCAAAUUCAGGAUAUCGAUAUCGAAUUGCUAAUGAAAAAUUCAGCGACAAUACGCCAAACCGACCAAUUCAAUGUUACAUUUUUAACAAUACAAAUAUGGCAGUGCGGCCAGUUAUCAUAGAUACACCAGGAUGCGGGGACACCAUAAAUAACGUUGAGGCUUCUGAAUUCACAUUGUCAUGGUUAGUAAGCAACUGGAAAAUGAGAAUCGAUGCUAUUGGAGUGGUGUUCUCGGAUUUAUAUCGAAUGAGCACCCAUGAGGAAACAGAAUUACAAAAGAUUUUGACAGAGCUUCCAAAUCAUGUAAGCGAUAAUAUUGUUGUGUUCAUUACUGCUUCCGAUGGUUCUAGAAUAUUUGAACCGUUAAUUCGCCGCUUCGGUUUAUCCGAGAAGAAAAAAUACACAAUAAAUACAUCUUGUAUUUUUCAAAAACCAUUAGAGGAUCGUUUGAACGAUGAGCACCGUAAAAGAUAUUGGAAAAUGUCGACAAACCAGUUCAAGGAUUUUUACGAUUACCUUCAUACAAUUACGCCUGUCACAAUAUCCGGAUUGCCUUAUAUUGACGACGCGCUCUACGGAUCGCAUUAUGAGUCGAGAAGAAGCUCAAGUAGUGAAAACACAUCAAGAAGCCCAGCAACAGUCAUUGAAGCACCGAUUACGACAAUGAUACCACCAUCAAUUCCACCAAAAUCGCCAUCACCGCUCAAACCAAACAUUCCGCCUCCGCCUCCGCCAUUGCCGGCAUCGCCGCCGCCGCCGCCAACAUCGACAAUACCGCGACGAGACGAUUCGUCAUCGUUUGGAAUCCCACUUCGCGACGAGAAACGUGUGUCAGCGACGCCGCCUCCGCCAAGACCGCCAAAUUUUGCGCCACCCCAACCACCGCCGACGAAUCGUGCUAGUGUGCCUAGCGGCACAAUUGCUUUGGAACGCGCAAUGGCAGACACCACAAACCGAACAGCUCCAGCACCUUACGAUUACGCAUAUCGCGCUACUGAUGAUCCAGGAUAUAUGCAACCGAGAGAUUCGCAAUUGAAAAGUCAAUAUGAGCUACGGAACGGAAUUCUGACGAGAAGACAUAGCGUUCCAGACGACGUUCGCCAUUACGCUGACGAGUACACACCUCCUCCAGUAGUACAUGAUAUUGCGGACCGCUACUCAACAGUUGCUUAUAUGAACCAAGACCCCUAUGUAACAAAAAUCAACAAUAUUGGAGUUCGAGACGCUUAUAGAUUAAGCCGAGACGGAUUACAAAUAGUCGAUAAGAAUCAAAGCAGUACAACAAAUUCACCAAACGAGGAGCUUCAAAGAAUGAAUUCAGGGAGAAGUGCGACAUCAGUUAAGCCAACCAGCGAUUUAGCGUCCAAUUACGUCUACGAGGAACGCCAUUAUAGUUCACAAAGCGGCGAAAGACAGUCAAGAUCCGCCGCUCAAACUACCGACCGUAAACGCUGGUCGAAGUCGUCGGAUGCCGCUCGUAGUGAAACAUUCUUCAAUGAUCCAUAUUAUACAGGGCCCGAUGUUAUCACUGGCUUUGGCACUAUUGAAACGAGACGCAGCAAAACAAGCCUACACAGCUUCGGGCCCGAGCUGGUGCACUCGGAAAACAAAUAUGACUAUCAACCCGUGAAUGAGUCAGUUUAUGUGAAUAAGGAUGCGUUUGAUAGAAGCGAAACCUAUAGAAGAAGCCGACGACAGUCAGAAGGAUCAACACAGAUUUAUAUUGAUCGCCGCAUUUCUCCAGAACGUCAAAGAAAAGAUUAUGGCUUCAUCGAAACAAAACCAAACCCGCCACCUCCUCCAGUUGUUCGUAGAAUAAACGGAGGAGAAGUUCGAGAAGAAGAGCGGUCUGUUUAUGAAGCCUAUUCUCAAAUCAAUCAGAACAGAAAUAGAUACGAUCAACCGCCGACUGAGCCGUAUCAGCCAAAUCAUUAUAUCAUUCCAAAUUCGAUGAGAGGAUCCGGAUCGCCAAUUCAAGUGAGAGUGCAUCUGGCUGGAAAAAGUCCAGAAUGUAUUGUCCGUCGUAUUCAUGCCGACCCCUAUAAUCCAUAUGGAUCAAUUCAUGGAAGACCACAAGAAGUGACGGAAGAAACGACGACUACUACUACUACAACUCGUAAAGAGGAGAUUGAGCGAAAACGUAAAAAGAAGGAGGAAGAAUUACGACGUAAACGACUUGACGAGCAACGCCGUCGUGAAGAGGAGGAGCGUAGAAGAAGAUACGAGGAAGUACAGCGAAGACGUCAAUAUGAAUACAAUGCGCGUGGUAGUGGUUUAAUGGGUUGGUCCAGAAGAUUGAAAGUUGUUUAG